Dipodomys spectabilis (banner-tailed kangaroo rat) is the source of this 2123-nucleotide messenger RNA. RefSeq names its product zinc finger protein 350-like. The coding region runs from base 1 to 1938 and encodes 645 amino acids. The transcript has 3 exons. The record is from RefSeq and is a predicted model, not a curated record. Lineage: Eukaryota; Metazoa; Chordata; Mammalia; Rodentia; Heteromyidae. Gene Ontology annotation, biological process: regulation of DNA-templated transcription.
AUGGACUCGUCCAGGGCCCGCGUCUCCAUAGCAACGGGGGGCGGGGCGCCGCGCCUGCUCCGGGCCUUCCCGCGGGGCGUGGCCGGCGCCGGCGCGCGCCGGGGCACCUGCUUCGGCCCGGCCCUCCUCCGAGCUCGCCGGGAGAUCGCGCCUGCCACUGCUUUGUACACCGAAAGUGCAGGGAAGGAGGCGAUUCCCGCGGCUCGUGUUCCCGGGGAGUCGCUGGGGACCGCCGAGACUCCAAACGCCCCUGGGGCAUCCGUACGGAAAGCCUCCAACAUGGCCGCCCCCGUGUGUCGGCGUCCGUACGGGAGCGGCCAUAUUACCCGGUCAAGGCGGCUGUCCGUCCGCCCCGAGGAUUCUAGACUCCCCCGGGCCGCCGUAGAGGUCCCGGUUCGCUCCUGCACUGGGGUGCUGGCGGCUGCGGAGGAGGAAGGAGACGCGAUGCUCGAGGCCCCGGAGCCGCCGACGCUGGAGGACGUGGCGGUGGUGUUCAGCUGGGAGGAGUGGCGGCUGCUGCGCCCCGCGCAGAAGGACCUGUACCGGGACGUGAUGCUGGAGAACUACCGCAGCCUGGUGGCCGUGGGCGGUGGGGCCGGCCAGCCAGGCGCCCUGUCCACGCUGCUCCGGGGAGGACCGUGGACGGCGGGCAGCCGGGCCGACGCCGGCGCGGCCGAUCGUGGCGGGCCGAAGCCGUCGCGGCUGGGGGGCGAGGGGAGCGAGGCAGGGCCGUGUCCCGCGCGGCUUCCGUGCCGGGACACCGGUCCGGAUGGCGUUCACCUCCGCGGGGAAAGCGCGCCGCCCGAUGUCACCCGCGUUGCCCCGGACAGCCGUGCGGGGUCCCCGGCUGGGGCUUCCUCUCGGCGGGCCAAUGGCGAGACCGAAGUCUCCACGAGCCGGAUACCCCUCGGCGCGGGAUCGCCCCCCGCCGGGCCCACGCGCGAGACAAGUCAGAAAGCCAAGAAGCCGCACGUGUGUGCCGAGUGUGGGAAAGGCUUCAGCCGGAAGUGCUGGCUCCGCGAUCACCGGGUGGUGCACACCGGGGAGAGACCCUACCGCUGCGACCUGUGCGACCGCGCCUUCUCCCGGAAGUUCAUGCUCACCGAGCACCGGCGCACGCACACGGGAGAGAAGCCGUACGCGUGCGCCCAGUGUGGGAAAGCCUUUCUCCGCAAAUCGCGGCUGGACAUCCACGAGAAAACGCACACGGGCUCGAGACCCCACAAGUGCGGCGAGUGCGGGAAGGGCUUCGUCCAGAAGGGCAGCCUCAUCAUCCACCAGCGGAUCCACACGGGCGAGAGGCCCCACGCGUGCGGCGAGUGCGGCAAGGCCUUCAUCCAGAAGAUGUGCCUGAUCGCGCACCAGCGGCUGCACACGGGCCGCACGCCCUUCAUGUGCGACGGCUGCGGGAAGUUCUGCUCGCAGAAGGCCGGCCUCAUCAAGCACCAGCGCAUCCACACCGGCGAGCGGCCCUACGGCUGCGGCGAGUGCGGCAAGGCCUUCACCACCAAGCCCAAGCUGGUGGUCCACCAGCGGACGCACACCGGCGAGCGGCCGUACGCCUGCGACCAGUGCGGCAAGGCCUUCGCCUACAUGUCCUGCCUGGCGAAGCAUAAGCGAAUACACGCGCGGGUCGGGACCCACGAUCCCGCGCCGGGGAGUCCUGCGCAGAGCCACGGGCCGCCAGGCCCCGCGCAGGGCGCACAGGGCCCCAGCCCGGUGGGCGCAGGCAGCGUGGCGCCCUCGCAGGGCCCCUCUGGGGGCCUUCAGACAUCACUGAAUAUCGCUGGGCUCCCGGAAAAUCGGGGCGUCGUCCUGGUGGGACAGCCAGUGGGGUCGGGAGGGGUUGCACAGGAGAGGAACCUCGCGUACGUAGUGAACUCCGCCCUGCCGUCGGUGGUCAAUUACGUCUUGUUCUGUGUCACCGGAAACCCGUAGGAAGGAGGGCUGAGCAGACACGUCUCGUUCCUUCCAGGGCUGCCAGUGUGUCCACUGAGAGAAACCACAGACAACACAGACACUCCGACAGACGAUAAACAGCCAGUCAAUGGAGAUGGAUGGCCCACGCCUGUAAUCCUAGUCACUCAGGAGGCUGAGAUCAAGGUUCAAAGCCAGCCUAGGCA